Messenger RNA from Arvicola amphibius (Eurasian water vole), 1251 nucleotides. RefSeq names its product glutamine synthetase-like. Gene Ontology annotation, cellular component: cytoplasm. NCBI's taxonomy places the organism in Eukaryota, Metazoa, Chordata, Mammalia, Rodentia, Cricetidae. The record is from RefSeq and is a predicted model, not a curated record. Gene Ontology annotation, molecular function: glutamine synthetase activity. The transcript has a single exon. The coding region runs from base 16 to 1137 and encodes 373 amino acids.
AGAACACCUUCCACCAUGGCCACCUCAGCAAGUUCUCACCUGAACAAAAGCAUCAAGCAAAUGUACAUGUCCCUGCCCCAGGGUGAGAAAGUCCAAGCCAUGUAUGUCUGGGUUGAUGGGACCUGCGAAGGGCUGCGCUGCAAGACCCGCACCCUGGACUGCGAGCCCAAGUGUGUGGAAGAAUUACCCGAGUGGAAUUUCGAUGGCUCUAGCACCUUUCAGUCUGAGGGCUCCAACAGUGACAUGUAUCUCAGGCCAGUCGCCAUGUUUCGGGACCCCUUCCGCAAAGAGCCCAACAAGUUGGUGUUCUGUGAAGUUUUCAAGUAUAAUCGGAAGCCUGCAGAGACCAAUCUAAGACACACCUGUAAACGGAUAAUGGACAUGGUGAGCAACCAGCACCCCUGGUUUGGAAUGGAACAGGAAUAUACUCUCAUGGGAACAGAUGGACACCCUUUUGGCUGGCCUUCCAAUGGCUUCCCUGGGCCCCAAGGUCCAUACUACUGUGGUGUGGGAGCAGACAAAGCCUAUGGCAGGGACAUCGUGGAGGCUCACUACCGGGCCUGCUUGUAUGCUGGAGUCAAGAUUACAGGAACAAAUGCCGAGGUCAUGCCUGCCCAGUGGGAAUUCCAAAUAGGACCCUGUGAAGGAAUCCGGAUGGGAGAUCAUCUCUGGGUGGCCCGUUUCAUCUUGCAUCGUGUAUGUGAAGACUUCGGGGUGAUAGCAACCUUUGAUCCCAAGCCCAUUCCUGGGAACUGGAACGGUGCCGGCUGCCAUACCAACUUUAGCACCAAGGCCAUGCGGGAGGAGAAUGGUCUGAAGUACAUUGAGGAGGCCAUUGAGAAACUAAGCAAGCGGCACCAGUACCACAUUCGCGCCUACGAUCCCAAGGGGGGGCUGGACAAUGCCCGGCGCCUGACUGGAUUCCACGAAACCUCCAACAUCAACGACUUUUCUGCUGGCGUUGCCAACCGCAGUGCCAGCAUCCGCAUUCCCCGGACUGUCGGCCAGGAGAAGAGGGGCUAUUUUGAAGACCGUCGCCCUUCUGCCAAUUGUGACCCCUUUGCUGUGACAGAGGCCAUCGUCCGCACUUGCCUUCUCAACGAGACUGGCGAUGAGCCGUUCCAAUACAAGAACUAAGUGGACUAGGCUUUGAGUGAUCCUGAGCCCUUCCUAAUCACCCCACUCCAACUCUUUCCUGUCCCGGCUCUGUCCCCACUGUAACUCAAAGGAUGGAAUAUCAAGGUCUUUUUA